Messenger RNA from Chlamydomonas reinhardtii, 5388 nucleotides. RefSeq lists its product as uncharacterized. NCBI's taxonomy places the organism in Eukaryota, Viridiplantae, Chlorophyta, Chlorophyceae, Chlamydomonadales, Chlamydomonadaceae. The transcript is spliced from 5 exons. Bases 254 to 5164 code for a protein of 1636 amino acids. The record is from RefSeq and is a predicted model, not a curated record.
AGCUUCAACGCAUAUAACAACACAUAUAAUUAUAUCAAGCCCUGUGCGUAGGUGAACUUGAAGGCUUUUGCGGGUGAAGCGGCUUGCAAAGCCGCUCGAGCCCAAUGAUGAGGCAAAGAUAAUCUGUAUUAAGAUGAAAGGAUUACAGACUCCAGCUGCGCACUGUCAGGGUGCAGGCCCUGGGCUGCGCGAGGGCGGAGCAAUUCUUGGCAGGAGGAACGCAUUUCUGGGGCCGGACAUGCCCAGCACCUCCAUGCCAAGAAUUCAAAGCAUUCGGGGUGCCUGUCACCCCGAGACGCACCGCUGUGUGGCAGCCCGCGCUGCAUCCCAGCCGCCGCGGCUAACGCCAGCACGUCCCGAGCAGACGGAGCAAUCAUCGCAGGCGUUCAGUCAGAAUACGCACCUUGCGGCUUGUGGGUCGGCGGCGACCGGGACCGUGCUGGCCAUGACCUCGGCACCAUCUCGAGCCACGCGGGCAGUGCAUAACGGCACGAGCGCAGAGUCGUUUAUGCUGGAGCCUGACGCUACCAUCGUCCUUCCACCUGCAGUGGACGACGACGCCUGCAACGCGCCAGCCCUGGGGACGACGCUGUUGGCGCAGCUGCCGGCGCAGCGUGGUGAGGCGGCGCCGGCAGGAGGCAGCGUGCGAAUCGGGGGCGACGUGGCUCUUGGGGGCAGCCCCGGCGCCGGUCUUGAGCCGGAGGGCUUGGAGGGCCGCUACGGCGGCCAGCAUUCGGCUCGGCAGCGGCUGGGACGCCCGCACCACCAGCAGCGCCCGCAACACCAACACCCUGCUACCAGCCAGGCACAGCCGUACGAGCAGCAGCAGCAGCUGCAGCUAGAACACCAGCAGGAGCAGCAACAGCAGCAGCCGCAGCAGCGUGUGCUGCGGGGGACCCAGGCGGCGCUGGAGCCGGAGCAGGAGCAGGAGGUGGCGGGACGGCGGCAGCAAGCGCACCAGGGCACUCGCCAACACACGCAGCGGCACGCGCAACCCCAGCACCGCCACCAGCAGACUGGCAAGAGCAGCAGCAGCAGCAGCAGUAGCACGGCGGCGGCGGCGGAGCAGGUGAUAGGCCGCUACCAGCUGUCGCACGCGCUGUCACACGCGCCGGACGCUAGGGCGCUGGUGGAGCUGCUGGCGGAGGCGGUGGCGCGGCCGGGGCGGUUGGAUCCGGUGUGCAUGUCCGCGGCGGUGUGCCGGAUGGCCAGGCUACAAGAGCGCGAGGGGGAGGAGCGGCAGCGGCGGCGCUGGCAGGAGCACCAGUGGCGCCUGGAGCAGGCGGAGGCAGAGGCGAAGGCAGAGGCGCAUGAGCGGGCGCGGGCGCGGGCGCGGAGACACACGUACGGGGUUGCAGCGUUUGGGCUCGCCAGCCGCACAGCAGGUGAAGAGGCGGCGGCGGCGGCGGCGGCAGCGGAAGCAGAAGUGGAGCCGGGGGCAGCUGCGUCGGCUGGGGCAGUGUCUGUUGGAGGUUAUGGGGCGGUUGUGCAGUUGGGGCUGCAAGAGGAGCUGCACCUGAAUGGCAGCGGAGGGAACAGUGCGGGCGGUGCUGGCACUAGUGGCCUGACCCUCGUCGUCGCGCCGCCCGCCAGCAACACCGCCUCCACCCCCAACAGCCUCAGCAGCCUCAGCGGCGCCGGAGAGGGCCCCCCACUCGCUGAGCAGCACCAACACCCCCCGGACCACUUGCAGCGGCCGUCCCUGUCGCUGCCGCCACAAGUUCUGCCGCAGCGCGUUGACAGCAACGGAACUGGGGGAAGCAUUGGCGGCGGCAGCGACCGCGAGGGCUGGCAGGGUGCAGGGGCCAGCACGGGCCGCCCGCUCCUGGAGCACUUUCUAGACCUGGUGGGGGAGGCAGUGGAGCAAUGCCACCAGCUGUCCGCCUCCGUGGCCGCGCCUGGCAGGACGAGAGGACCUUCCGGCACCAGCACCAGCACCAGCACUAGCGGCCCUACCAGCACUGGCACCAGCACCAGCACUAGCACUAAAGCUACCACCACCAACAACAACGACACCGCGGCGCCGGUGCGGCCGUUCCGGCCGCGGGAGGUGGCCAACGUGGUGUGGGGCCUGGCGCGCCUGCGCGGCCGCGACGCCAGGCUGGGCGGCGGCGGCGGCACCGCCGCGCGGCAGGCGUUGCUGCUGCACAUCGCCGGCGGGCUACUGCUCCCGCCGCCGCCGCCGCCGCAGGGGCAGACACAGCAGCGGCGCAGGCAGCAGCAACAGCAGCGGGUGCCGCUGCCGCAGCUGCAGUCGCCGCAGUGGCGGCCGGCGGAGCUGGCGAUGCUGGGCUGGGGCAUGGGGCGGUCGCAGGCGGCGCCUCCCAGCGGCGCCUGGCUGGGGGCCUACCUGGCCGCGUGGGACCGACCCAUGCUGGCGGCGGCGGCGCCCGGCGACCUGGCCUGCGUCAUGUGGGCGGUGGCGCGGUGGCGGCUGGCGGCGGCGUCACGCGCGGCCUGGCACGGCGCCAGCUCGGCAAGCAGCGGCGCUGGUGCAGGUGGUGGAGAUGGAGAUGGUGGGAUGAGCGGCAGCAGUGAGGGUCGCAGCGGCGGCGGCGGCAGCGGAGGCAGAAGCGGGGGGGCUGGGCCGUGGCGGGGACUGGAGGUGGAGCCGGCGGGGGCGCUGGAGGCAUGGCUGCAGCGGUUCUGGGAGGUCAGUGAGCCGUCGCUCCGGGCCUCAGCGGCGGCGCAUGCCUCGGCGGCUGCGGCGGCUGCGGCAGACGUAGGCCACGUACGCAGCAACCAGCACUCGUCAUCGCAUGGGCCCCGGCAACAGCAUCAACAGCACGAACAGCAGCAGCACAAACAGCAGCACCACCAACAGGGGAACUUUCCCACCGCACCCUCACCAGCAGCACGGCUGUGGCGUCCCUCGGAGCUCGCGAUGCUCUUGUGGUCCGUCGGCGCCCUGCGCCUGACCCGCAAGCUGGCGCCGCCGCCGGAGUGGCUGGAGGCGGCCCUUCGCGCCGCCGCCGUCGCGGCGCCCGCAGCCCAGCCCCUCGCCCUCGCCACCACUCUCCGGGGCGCGGCGCGACUCGGCGCUCUCAUGCCUGUGCCGUUGCAGCUGCAGCCGCAGCCGCCGGCGUCUGGGCCGGCCUCGGCGCCGCCGUCGCGACCGCGCUCUGCGGCCGUGUCACCGACCUCGUCCAUGUCUGACGUGGAGGACGGCGGCAGUAGCAGCAGCAGUGGCAGUAGCUACAACAGUGGCGGUAGCAGCUUCUCGCCGCGCGGCCGCGCCUCCAACACAGCGCUGCUGCCACCCGCACAACGGCCGGCGCGGCCCGUGCCGCCGGCGUGUCAGUCCCUUCUGGCUGCGUUUGCGCGGGCCUAUCUGGGCCGCUGUGCGCCAGAGCUGGUUCGCCGCCGGGACGGACUCGCCGGCGGCGGUGGUGCUGGUGCUGGUGGCCGCGGUGCUGGGCGCGGCGGUGGCGGCGGAGCGGCUGGUCGUGAGGCUGCUAUGAUGAGCGGGGCAGUCAUGAACGGAUUUGGGCCCAGUCAGCUGGUCGACGUGGUGGCGGCUGUGCAGGCGCUCGCAAAGUCAGGCCACCUGCCGCCCGCCGCCGCGCUGCCGCUGCCGCUGCCGGCGCUGCUGGGUGCUGCUACAGCCCGCCUGCAGCGCUGCAACAGCCGCGUCCUCAGCGCCCGCCACCUGUUGGCUGUAGCAGCCAGCCUGGCCGCCCUGAACGCGACCAUCUGCGGUACAGCUAGUACUGCAGGAUCCGUGGCGGCGCAGCACGGCGUGCCUGCGGCUGCAGACGCGAUGGCGGCGGAGCCGCACGCACAAGCAGCACCAGCAGCGGUUACCUCGGCAGCAGUGGUCCAGCCGCCUGCGGCAGUGGCGGCUGUAGCAGCAGCGGGCAUGGGCGGCCACAGCUGCUACAGCCCGCCGCCGGGCUGGUGGGACUGGUGGCUGGACGAGAUGUAUGGGCGGCUGCGCGGCCUGGCGGGGCACGAGCUGACGGCGGCACUGCAGGCGCUGACCGCAUUCGGUGUGGUGCCGGGUCCGGCCUGGAGCUCGGCACUGCUGGCCGCCGCCGCCGGCCGCCUGCCGGCCAUGAGCCGCACCCACCUGACCGACCUGGCGGUGGCAAUGGCGGCUGCCGGCCUCCGCCGCGCCUGGGCCGGCAGCAGCAGUGGCGGCAGCAACAGCCGCGGCAGCAGCAACGGCGGCAGCAGCUGCAGCAGAAGCAGCAGCGGCGCCGGAGGCAACGGCGAUGCUUACGCAAGCUGCUGCGGUUAUGAUGGCAUGGAUACGCCGGCGACUGCAACUUCGGGCGCCGGUGCGGAGCACAGCGCUGCGGCGGAGGCGGGCAGCGGCAGCGGCAACUGCAGCAGCAGCUCGGCUGAUUACGCGUGGGCCUGGCUUCGUCGCUUCCUACACGUGUGGGCCAGCCGGACCGGGCAGCCCCGGGCGCUGGCACGCGCCGUGCUCCAGGCGCGGCGCAAAGCAGCGGCGGCGGCUGGCACCGUCCCUGCAACCACUGCAGCAAGCGCCUCGGUGGAAGCGGAGGUGGGGCCUGCACGCAGCAGCGGGGCCUCGCGGUCGGCACCUGUGGCGGGGCGGCACCUGCGGCGCAUGCCGAGGCUGCAGCUGCGGCUGCGCCAGCUGCUGCUGCCGCGCAGUCCGACUGAGGAGCAGGCUCGGCGGCUGCGGGCGGCGCUGGUGGCGCUGGCGGGGCCGGUGGAGGGGUGGCCGCAGGACGUGCAGGAGGCUGCAGCGGCGGCGCUCGGCGGCGGCUUCGCGACUGGGGGUGGUGGCAGCAGCAGCAGCAGCAGCAGCAGCAGCAGCAGCAGCAGCGCCAAGAGUAGUAGCAGUGGUGGCAGUUGCGGUGGCAGUAGGGCACCUGGAGCGGCAGCUGUGACGCUGCAGCAACCGGCCGGCAGGACGCCAGCUACUGCCGCCAAGAAGGCUACAGCCCCAAUUGCCCCUUCGCCUGCUGGACCUGCGACGGUCUCGCCUGCGACGUCUGCAUCUGCUGCUGCUGGCGGCAAGGAGGCUGGCUCUGAUACUGGCGAGAGCAAGGAGGCUGCUGCAGAGCGGCGUCGCAUCGCACGCGCCAAUCGCCUCGCAUUCGAGCGCCGCAAGCAAAAGGGCGCGAGCGGGCAGAAGAGGCUGAAUCGCAGGGAUAGGAAAGGGCCCAAACAGGCCGCUGGGGCCCAGUAGAUCAGGACAGAAACGGCUCUGUCGGAAUGCUGCACUGCAAUACUGUUUGGUAGCAACGUUGAUUCAGUAUCGGUAUCGGCAUGUUUGUAGUGUGUAGGCGCACGAGUGCAUACGACAGCAGUGUAGGUCAGGAUGGCCCAUACGGUUUGGCUGAUGAUCAGGUUGGUUAAGUUGCAGAUGUUGGCUGGGUGGUGCUUGCGGCCUUGCGGCCUUGCAUAACUUUG